This is a messenger RNA of Anas platyrhynchos (mallard), 1983 nucleotides long. NCBI's taxonomy places the organism in Eukaryota, Metazoa, Chordata, Aves, Anseriformes, Anatidae. The record is from RefSeq and is a predicted model, not a curated record.
AUGGAGACGGCCGAGGGCCGCCCGGCGGUGGCGGCGACGCUGCGGGCGCUGAGCGAGGCGCUGGGCGGCCCGGCGGGGCUGUGGGUGAAGGAGAGCAGCGCCCGCAACCUGCGGCACCGGGACUUCCUGGCGCCGCGCGCCGCGCUCAGGGCAGCCUUCAGCGGGGGGCAGCGUCAGCGUCGGGCCCCGGCGCGCUGCGGGUGCGGGGCUGCCAGCAGACGGGCGCGGGGCUGGCCGUGCAGCUGCGGCGCCCCGAGGCCUUCCGCCAACUGCUGGGCCCCCCGCCCGCCACGCAGCCCCCGCCCGCUGCGAGGCCGGGCAGGGCAGGAGCCGGGGCAGGAGGCGGUGGUGCUGCACUACCCGGCCCUGCGCCGCCCUGCUGCCCUGGCGCCCCGCCACCUGCGCCCCGUGCUGCUCGCCGACCACCUGGCCCAGCUGCUGCGUGCUCAGGGGGUCAGCGCCCACCUGGUCCCUGCUGUCAGCGAGCAGGGGAGCCUGGAGGUGCUGCGGCAGCUCCGUGUGGAGUGGCCCUGCGGUGGUGCCGCCAGCCCUGACACUGUCUCAGCCUUGAAGCAAGCGCUCAGCCGCUGUCCCUAUGCCGCAGCAUGUGAGCCAGGCGCAGCCUCGCUGCCGGAGGAUGUGGUCUGUAAAGUGCACCUGAAGAGCUUCAUUCAGCAGCAGGGCUUGCGGGGCUAUGACCCCAACCUGGAUGUCCUUCUUGUGACAGAGGGGAAGCUGCGGUCCCUGGCUGAGCUGCAGCAGGCCGUUCUGCAGUGCACGGCUGAAGGCCAGGGAAGCCGCUGCAGCGUCGUGCACGUGGUGAGCUGCGAGGAGGAAUUCCAGCAGCAGCAGAUGGACCUGCUCUGGAGGAUUUUGGAUCCAGGAGCCCACACAGCUUCGCAGAAGCACCUUGUCUGUGGGCCAGUGAAGGUGACGAACCCCUCGUUCCCCAUCGGGGCAGACCAGUACUUUCAGCUCCGAAAGCGCCAGAUGUACGAUGCCUCCGUGAUGAAGUAUGGGGAGCUCGCGCACGACGAGGCCUGGACGGAGGUGAUCGAUACCCUCACGGUGGCUGCCAUCAGGUUUGAGCUGCUGAGCACCGCGCACCGCAGCCAGCUCACCCUGGACCUGGAGGCCAGCAGCAUCUCCACAAAGGGAACCAAGAGCGGCGCCUUCGUGAUGUACAACUGUGCCCGGCUGGCCACGCUGUUCGACACCUACCAGCGGGCUGUGGAGCAGGGAACGUACCCACCUCUGCCACCAGCGUCCACGCUGAACUUUUCCUGCCUCCGGGAAGAGGGAGAAUGGCUCCUGCUUUUCAACUACCUCCUGCCCUUCCCUGAAGUCCUGCAGCAAGCAGCACAGCUGCCCGCACCCAGCAAGGGGCUCCGGAUCACAGCCAACACCGAGGCAGUGUGCAAGUUCCUGAUCCAGCUCAGCAUGGACUUCAGCUCCUACUACAACCGGGUGCACAUUCUUGGGGAGCCCUUCCCUCACCUCUUUGACCAGAUGUUUGCCCGCCUCCAGCUGCUGGGAGCAGUGAGAGAUGUGUUCCACCGUGCCCUGGCGACGCUGCACCUCCCUCCUCUCAGCCAGAUCUGAGCCGCCCCCCCUCGAGGAGUGGCACCACGGAGGGACAGCCACCAGCACCCCCAGGGGAAGGACAGUCACGGGGCAGGGAGUUCAGGCACACCUGAACCUGUCAUCUGAACCCGUCGUGGUGCCUCCCCCUUCCCAGACUGUGUUCUGAGGGUCUGGGGACAUGCCCAGGGUGGGCGAUGGACAAGAGCCUGCAGCGUCCCAGGGCACAAGGAGGUGGUGCAGCAGGCAGCCCUGGGGACCAGCACACCCACAACACCAGGCACCGAUCUCCAAAGCCAUUUAUUGAAGGGCAGCUCUGCUGGCAGAGAGCUCCUGCAGCCAGAGGGCUGCCAGGACAGAACCUUUGGUCCAACAGGUCCAAUACAGGCGUUGCUGGACAAA